Molecule: messenger RNA, 1225 nt
Organism: Meleagris gallopavo (turkey)
Lineage: Eukaryota; Metazoa; Chordata; Aves; Galliformes; Phasianidae
Source: RefSeq, a predicted model, not a curated record
GAUUUUGGUUGCUUUGGGAUUUGCUUUUACUAUUUGGGCAGUUCCAUAUUCUAGGGAGUUCAAACAGAAAUAUGACUAUUUCUGGAAGAAGUUGAAGAAACCUGAUGAUAUACCAAACAGGUUUGAGAUGAGGCUGCACAGAAAUAAUAUUUUUGAGGAGUCCUACAGAAGAAUCAUGUCUGUGAAAAGACCUGAUGUACUGAAGGCCAGGCUCUGGAUUGAAUUUGAGUCAGAAAAAGGACUUGACUAUGGAGGCGUGGCCAGAGAGUGGUUUUUUCUCUUGUCCAAGGAGAUGUUCAACCCGUAUUAUGGUCUCUUUGAAUAUUCAGCAACGACACGUAUUCAGUGUUGCCUUGCUUGCAGCAAUACAAUGUGCCACUUCUGAGAUCAGCAUUAGCGAGAAGAGUGAUGAAGACAGACUUCUUGUGCCCUCCCAGUGGAUCAUGAAACACCUACUUUCUGGAAUUGUAUUUCUCCUUUCUAAUUAGCUUACAAAACAGCUUCUCAUUUACACUUAAGCAGGACCAGUGUUAUAUACCGAAUUGAGUUCUGUUGUGAUUUUAUGAUUUUUAUUUGUAUUCCACAUCAUAAUAAAAUGUAGUGCCCUGGGAGUUAGAGUUAAUGCUCCAGUUCCAUGAAUUGUUGAUGUUUCCAAGUACCUGGCUCUCAGAAGAUAAGAACUACAUAAACCAGAAGACUUCACUUUUCCAUUUUCCAUUUAAAGGGAAAGAUAAAACUGCUCAUGAGUCACAAGACUGCCCCUUUCUUUUACUGCUUGUCACUGUGGUGUGUGCUCUCUGUCUCACCUUCAGCGUUAGAGUAAGGUCUUUGGUUUUGGACAUUGGAGGCACCACUAGGAUUGCAAGACCUAAACUGCUGUUUUGUUUUUUCAGUUCAUCUACAUACCUUUUCCCUACCCCCCUUCCCCCUUUUCCUGGGGUGUGGGUCCCUCUGCCUCAUUUAGUCACAGAAUUGGACUGAACUGGCCUGGAAACUGUUGACAAGUUCAAAUGUGUUUUGUCCAGUUUCAAAACCCCUGAGUGGUGUAUUUGUGUAAAUGAGUGAGCCAAGUCUCUUGCUUAAAGUACAUUGCUUUUGUGUCUGCCUAUGAAAUUCCACAGUGGGCUUAGCUAAAGUAUGGAUGAAUUUCUUCAUUGAAGGCAGCAGUACUUAUGUUUUCAUGUCAGUAUCUGUCAUAGUUAUGUGAUUUUUGGUUUUCAGUAUU